AUGGCAGCAGCAGUUCAAUCAGCGCCAACGCACAGCCACAAAAGUGUCUUGCCUGUCUAUCAACAGGUUCCAGAGACAAAGCAUGAGCUUGAGUGGGCGGACCUUGUAACUCUCGACUUGUCCAAGUUCGAUCAACCAGGCGGUAAGGAGGGUCUGGCGAAGCAACUCUUCGAUGCGAUUCAGAAUAUCGGCUUCUUCUACAUAGUAAACUUCGGUCUAAGCCAAGAAGAGGUCGACCGCCAGUUCUCAAUCGGAAAGUCGGUGUUUGAGUUGCCCACAGAGGAAAAGCUCAAGUAUCGAGCUGACCUCGAGAAUGGAGGGUACAACGGUUAUAAGCCGCUCGGACUGAGGGAAGUUCGCCCCGGCAUUUUCGAUAACACGGAGAUCUUCAACAUCCCAAAGUUCAUUCCGGCUUUCGAACGUCCGCAGCCUGAGGUCAUCAACCAGAACAAAGAGGAGAUUGAGCACUUUGCUCGUCACAUCCACGACAACAUCGUCCACAAGCUUCUCACUCUCUUCGCCAUCAUCUUGGAGCUCCCAGAGGACUACUUCUCCGCGCGCCAUCGGUACGACGAAGCCCUUUCAGAAUGCCAUCUCAGAUACAUGAAGUACCAUGCACGAGAUGAUGAGACGAACGCCAAGCUCGAGAACGUCUGGGUCAAGGGACACACGGACUUUGGGAGUUUGACUUUGCUCUUCCGUCAGCCAGUUGCCGCACUGCAAGUUCGAGGAAACGACGGGAAUUGGAAGUGGGUGAAACCGUAUGAUGGAAGUAUCACAGUGAAUGUGGCCGACGCUUUGGAGUUUCUCAGCAACGGCUUCCUCAAAAGCAGCAUCCAUCGUGUCGUCGUCCCACCACCAGACCAGGCCGGCAUUGACCGCCUGGGUGUCUUGUACUUUGUCCGCCCCGAAGACAGCCUCGAACUCAGGCCGGUGCAAAGUAAAGUCUUGGAACGGCUGGGAUACAACUCAAACGCCAACUCCGAGUUGGCCGGCAUCACAGCAGGUGAGUGGGUCAAGGCUAGAGUGCGGGCAGGCGUAAACAAGAACAAGCAGGCGAGGAGCGAGAUAUCGGAGCAGGAGAUUGUCAAGGGUGUUAAGGCCAAAUAUUACGACUAG
Colletotrichum karsti is the source of this 1119-nucleotide messenger RNA. RefSeq lists its product as uncharacterized. Gene Ontology annotation, molecular function: dioxygenase activity. The transcript has 4 exons. NCBI's taxonomy places the organism in Eukaryota, Fungi, Ascomycota, Sordariomycetes, Glomerellales, Glomerellaceae. The record is from RefSeq and is a predicted model, not a curated record. The coding region runs from base 1 to 1119 and encodes 372 amino acids.